GGACGGACGGACACAGAGAGAGAGAGAGAGAGAACCUCAGAGGGAGGAAGGAGUGAGUGAGUGAAUGGAUGGCUGGAGGAGCCCCUCUCUUCCUCUCCGUCCUCUCCUUCUUUCCUUCUUUCCUUCUUUCCUUCCUUCAACGUGUGAUGCGCAUCGGCCUUCCCGGCAGCGCGUGCCUUGAAUGUGAAUGAAGUGAGUGAGGGACCGAGUGAGUGAGCGGCAUCCUUGGUGGGGACCCCUUCCUCUCUCUCUCUCUCUCUCUCUCUCUGUCCCGUCUUCCUCGCUCCCUUCUUCCUUUCCUGGAUGCCCAGGGGUGCCUUCUGCUCCUCCUCCUCCUCCUCCUCCUCCUCCUCCUCCUCCUCCUCCGGCCAGGAUGCCGUUCCACCCGGUCACCGCCGCCUUGAUGUACCGCGGCAUCUACACGCUGCCCAACCUCUUGGCCGCCCAGGAACAGGACUCGCGGGACGCCCCGGACAUCCCCGAGGACGAGCUAGAAGAGAUCCGCGAGGCCUUCAAGGUCUUCGACCGGGACGGCAACGGCUUCAUCUCCAAGCAGGAGCUGGGCACGGCCAUGCGCUCCCUGGGCUACAUGCCCAACGAGGUGGAGCUGGAGGUCAUCAUCCAAAGGCUGGACAUGGACGGGGACGGGCAGGUGGACUUUGAGGAGUUUGUGACGCUCCUGGGGCCCAAGCUUUCCGCCUCCGGGAUCCCCGAGAAGUUCCACGGGACGGACUUCGACACCGUCUUCUGGAAGUGCGACAUGCAGAAGCUGACGGUGGACGAGCUGAAGCGGCUGCUCUACGAGACCUUCUGCGAGCACCUCUCCAUGAAGGACAUCGAGAACAUCAUCAUGACCGAGGAGGAGAGCCACAUGGGCCACGCCGAGGAGUGCCCCGUCGACGUCGAAACCUGCUCGAACCAGCAGAUCCGGCAGACCUGCGUCCGGAAGAGCCUCAUCUGCGCCUUCGCCAUUGCGUUCAUCAUCAGCGUCAUGCUCAUCGCCGCCAACCAGGUGCUGCGGAGCGGGAUGAAGUAGGAGCCGCAGCCGGCGGGACAGGGACGGCGUUCCUCGCGACCAGACCUGUCGACAACGACAACGGCCGGACCGCGGCGGGAGGGAAAACCGGGCGCUCGGCCGCCGUCUUCUCGGACAGACAGACAGACACUCAUCUCGCCCUCGCUAUCUCGGCUUCUCUGCAGAUAGCAUGGCCUCCUCGGGGCGGAUCUCCGGGCCGCCCGCAUGGUGGAAGUGCUACCCUUUCGACGCAUGUCCGACGUGCAUGGAGACUCCCCCCUCCCCCUCCCUCCCUCCCGCCGACCCCCGACCCCCGACCCCUCCCCCCUCCCCCUCCCCCCCUCCCCCCUCCCCCCCCUGCACCCGACCCGGAGUGAUGAUGCAAUACUGUGCGCUUUUAUAACCAGAUAUUUAGAGGUAUAUACAUAAGAUAUUAUAUAUAUAUAAUGCAUAGAGAUAUAUAUAGAUAUAUACAUAUAUUUAUGAUAAUAACAAUAACCCGUUAAGCAA
Messenger RNA from Anolis carolinensis (green anole), 1525 nucleotides. RefSeq names its product calcium-binding protein 7. Gene Ontology annotation, molecular function: calcium ion binding. The record is from RefSeq and is a predicted model, not a curated record. NCBI's taxonomy places the organism in Eukaryota, Metazoa, Chordata, Lepidosauria, Squamata, Anolidae. Gene Ontology annotation, cellular component: trans-Golgi network membrane. The transcript has 5 exons. Bases 374 to 1036 code for a protein of 220 amino acids.